This is a messenger RNA of Anguilla rostrata (American eel), 3547 nucleotides long. Its product is annotated as protein FAM110A. NCBI's taxonomy places the organism in Eukaryota, Metazoa, Chordata, Actinopteri, Anguilliformes, Anguillidae. Bases 794 to 2077 code for a protein of 427 amino acids. The record is from RefSeq and is a predicted model, not a curated record. The transcript has 2 exons.
UCUGGCCACUCAUUUAUUCACUGCCCUCUGCUCCAUGCCAAAGUAGCAGGUAAAGGAGGGGCUGCAUAACUGCAACAGGAGGAGGGCGGGGAGAAAAAAAGAAAAAAAAAAGGUCAUGUGAUCAUUUGGAAAGGAACUGCUCCCUUGGAAGUGGUUCUUCCUGAUUCGACACACAGGACGGAGGAGGAGUAUUUAGCUGAGAGCCAGACUGAGUAAUACAGGUUUGAGCGCUCUGUCCCACACGCACGCACACACCGAGCUGUACGCUCACACGCCAGACGCUGCUGUGAACUCUCAUCGACUGCUAAGGAAGUUCCGGAGUUCCAGAAGCUACCACACGCGAGCUCCGGCGAGUCCCCGCCACCUCAGAGGGGAGCGUGACCGCGUUCGGCAGGACAGCGCGAGAGAAGCGCAACUUAAAGACGACCCGAGGGACGGGCUUCCACCGUGGGAGAUUCGGCUCCCCCCCUCCUCUCAGCUCCCGGAGUCCGCCGGCAGUUUUCUUAGAAGGCGCUGCCGCUGUUAACCUUUAGUUCCUGGGGCUAUUGAGCCGGACUGAUGUGGAAUGUGACCCUUCCUGACCCGGUGCGACGGGCAGCCUUUGAGUGAAGAAGACGGGGACAGAGGGAGAUAAUAGACUGAAGGGGCAUAAAAGGAAGAGUGAGAGGCAGCGGUAAGAAACCUAUAGUUCUGAGGAAGAAAAGGAGGCAGUCAGAAGACUCUUUGAAUCAGGACUUUUUUUUUUUCACGAGCACAAUAAGGACUCUCUUUGGGCCGGGCUCCGCCCCCUAGCAUGCCUGUCGAAACGCUGCUGCCCUCGGACGGGCGGAUGGCGGGCGCCCCCCUCGCCUCCGCCAUGCCCUUCCGCCUCCUCAACAAGGGGCCCGAGUACUUCCGGCGGGCCCCGGAGCCCGGGGCGCGCAAGCCGAGCGCCGUGGAGCGCCUGGAGGCCGACAAGGCCAAGUACGUGAAGAGCCAGCAGGUGGCCCGCACCAAGCAGGAGCCCGUCAAGCCGCCCAUCAUCCGCAAGCCGCUGCUGUCCCCCAGCAUGCUGCUGCAGUGCCGCAUCAACAGCCCCCCGGCCCGCAAGGUCCCGCGCCGGCCCGCCGACUCCCACGCCGGCCCGCUCAACCUGGAGAUCCUCAACAACCUCAUCAACGUGUGCGAGGGCCCGCCCCCCGCCGCCCCCGCCUGCCUGUCCGCCAGCAAGGGCAAGCCGCCCCCCGCCAACUCCUCGUCCGGCUCGUCCUCCUCUUCGUCUCCGCUCGACAAGCCGCUGCCCGACGACCAGAACCGGCGGCCCCCUCCCGUGCUGGCGCGCGCCAUGAAGGCCGGGGCGUACAGCUCGCCCGCGGGGGGCUCGCCCAACACGGUGACGGUGCGGCGUGUGGACGUGCGGCCGCAGGCCGAGGUCAGGAAGCCCCAGAGGAUGCCUCUGCAGCCGCAGGCACCCAAACGGCAGGUAGCCCAGCCGCAGGCUCCGCCCCCGCCGCCGCUGGCCCCUGCGCAGCCGGCCCCCACGCAGCCCUCCGCCAUCCCCUCCUUGCCCUCCGUCCUGCCCUCGGUCCUGCCCCCGCCGCUCCCCCAGCCCUGCCUGCCCGCCAGCCCCCGGCUCCUGUGCGGCAUGCUGCCCCCGGGCUCCCCCGCCUUCACCCGCCUCUCCUCCGCCAGCUCGCGCAGCUCCCCGCGGGACGGCCCGGGCUCGGGCCGCCGCCACCCCUCCCUGCACCGCUCCAAGUCGGACCUGAGCGACCGCUACUCCCGCGCCACCGCCGACCUGGAGCGCUUCUUCAACUACUGCGGGCUGGACCCGGGCGAGGUGGAGGGCCUGGGGGUGGAGCGCUUCGCCCGCGCCAGCUCCGACAUCGUGUCGGUGUCCAAGCUGCGCAGCGUCAGCACCCCCAGCUCCGAGUGUGGCGCCCCGUCCCAGCGCAGCCGCGCCGAGCAGGAGGAGGGGCCCCCGUCGGCCGAGCGCGCCCCCUACGGGAUCUCGGUCAUCGAGAGGAACGCGCGCGUCAUCAAGUGGCUGUACGGCAUCCGGCAGGCGCGAGAUGCCCACAGCGUGUCCAACGUGUAGCGCGGGGCUGGAGCGGACUGCGGGGAGGGAAGGCUGCAAGAGACUCCUUCUUUCCUAGCCGACUUCUUUUUUUGUAUUUAUUUAUUAAGCGACGACCUGUCAAGAUGUUCUGAAGCUCAAAGGUGUACAUUUCCUUUUGUAUAGUUGACUUGCAGGAAGGACAGUUCGGUGUUUUCUCUUGCCUUAUGUUCAGUUCAGUGAUGUCAUUUUUUUCCGGUUGGGAAUGGUUUCCCGGGAGGGCGCUUAUCAAACCACCAGCAGGACUGCUAACCUCGAGGAGAAAGAGGCAAGAAAUAAACUGAACUCUUUGCAUUUAGCUGGGAAGAAACUGGCAAUUAAAGCAAUAAUGAUGAUGAUUGGAAGGUAAUGGUGUAAUAGGUACCGAGUCGAUGGUAAAGGGGAUAUGGCCUUCAACCCAGUGAGUGUGAUCUGCUCACUGUGGGAAAAGCAAUGAAACCUAAUGUGUGCAAACAGAUGCCUUUAAACACUUUGAUUCCGGUCUCGGGCAUGAGCAGCCAGCUACUGCUGUGUAUUAUGAAGCAGGUGAGAUUGGAUGUGGUUGUUCAGGUGAAUGGAGAGAAUAAGGAUACUGUGAAAAUGGGCAGUUUCAGGUGACUCAUGGCAGUUUUUGCAGUAUGUGUGCAUGCAUGUUCUGUCAUUAUGUCUGAAACAUCAUUUCAACAAAGCACAAAUUCUUCACGUCGACUUGCACACACAUGCGCACAGUUUCUUCCCCUUCUCAUUGUGGAAAUGUUCUGAAUGGGGCAACGAUGUAUUCACACUGAGUUUUUGUUGUUUUUUGUUUUGUUUUUUUUGGUCUGUUAUUUCUCUUGAGAAAGGUUUUGUUGUAAGAAAGGUAAGCGAAUGUCAUGUGAAGUUAUAGACAGGUGGCUGACGUAAGUAAUGAAGUGGACGAGUACACCGCAGACAGGUGUCUGGUUGCUACGGUUGGAAUCAAAGCACAGGUGUGUGAAUACAGAGCGAACCAAGAUGGCGUCUGUCCUGAGGGCAAGAGAGAGACCCAGAGACGGACGAGUUUGAGAGAUGGUAGAAAAGUUGAAAGAAGGUAGAGAGGGGACUGAAUUUAGUGGGUGCACAGGAAGUUUGAGCAUUUCUGUUAAAGUAUAAGUUUGAUGUUUUUGUGAGACCUGUAUUAAUACACAGCAUUUUUUAGAUGUAUUUUUUCAGUGUGCAAUGGUAAUCCCAAAGGUAUCUACACACACACAGAUGGGUACAGGUAUGAGCAAUGGAAUAUAAGCGUAUUGUAUGCUGGAGAAAGCGUGGGUGUGCAUCUAUGAAAAGAGAUGGGUUUAUUUCACCUGGAUAAAUAAGAUAUUCUCCCCGGAGGUCAUUGAGAACUUCCUUGUACUGUUUUUUGUCAAGUUUUGGCCAGCUAGAGUGUUCAGAUGAGUAUCUUUUAUCUGCGACUUCUGUGUAUUCAGAAAAUGUCAAUAAAGUAUUUAAAUAACA